This is a messenger RNA of Ceratotherium simum simum (southern white rhinoceros), 941 nucleotides long. Its product is annotated as dnaJ homolog subfamily B member 3. The record is from RefSeq and is a predicted model, not a curated record. Gene Ontology annotation, molecular function: Hsp70 protein binding. NCBI's taxonomy places the organism in Eukaryota, Metazoa, Chordata, Mammalia, Perissodactyla, Rhinocerotidae.
GGCUGCCAGCCGCGCUGUGCCGGCCGUCCGACAUGGUGGACUACUACGAGGUGCUGGGCGUGUCCCGCCAGGCCUCGUCCGAGGCCAUCAAGAAGGCGUACCGCAAGCUGGCGCUCAAGUGGCACCCCGACAAAAACCCCGAGAACAAGGAGGAAGCGGAGAGGAGAUUCAAACAAGUGGCCCAGGCGUACGAGGUGUUGUCAGACGCCAAGAAAAGGGAGGUCUACGACCGAUACGGCGAGGCGGGGGUAGAGGAGGGCGGCGGCGGCGGCGCCGGCGGGCCCUUCGAGGACCCCUUCGAGUACGUCUUCACCUUCCGCGACCCGGCCGAGGUCUUCAGGGAGUUCUUCGGCGGCCAGGACCCAUUUUCGUUUGACUUCUUCGGAGACCCGCUUGAGAACAUUUUUGGGGGUCGGAGGACCUCCCGGGGAAGCAGAAGCAGAGGGUCCGCAAACCUUUUCUCCACCUUCAGUCAAUUUCCAGCAUUCGGGGGUGGCUUUUCUUCUUCCGAUACGGGAUUUCCUUCCUUUGGUUCCCUGGGGAAUGGAGGCCUUUCUUCCUUCUCCAUGUCCUGUGGUAGUGGUGGGACGGGCAACUUCAAAUCCAUGUCGACUUCCACUGAAAUAGUGAAUGGCAAAAAAAUCACCACCAAGAGAAUCGUUGAGAAUGGCCAGGAAAGGGUGGAAGUGGAAGAAGAUGGCGAGUUAAAGUCCCUGAUGAUAAAUGGCAAAGAGCAGUUGCUGCACAUUGACACCAAGUAAUUCCAGUCCACAUUCAACUUAAAGCACGUUGUGAGGAAUAGCAGGACUUGUUCUUAUUUGGAGAUUGCAAGUGACCUCUACUUUCAGACAGCCGUACUCAUAAUUCAUAAACAGUUCAUGCCAACGCCUAUUUGUUGUUAUUGUUGGGACCAGAACAAUAGGACCUCUGUCUGCCUUUAA